Messenger RNA from Cryptotermes secundus, 2433 nucleotides. RefSeq names its product serine/threonine-protein phosphatase 2A regulatory subunit B'' subunit gamma. Gene Ontology annotation, cellular component: spindle; centrosome. The record is from RefSeq and is a predicted model, not a curated record. Gene Ontology annotation, biological process: regulation of dephosphorylation; microtubule cytoskeleton organization; cortical cytoskeleton organization. NCBI's taxonomy places the organism in Eukaryota, Metazoa, Arthropoda, Insecta, Blattodea, Kalotermitidae. The transcript has 9 exons. The coding region runs from base 679 to 1977 and encodes 432 amino acids.
UUACAUUUCAUCAUAAUUACUGGAGCAGCAAAAGCAUAAUAUGAAAGAUAGGUACUGUGAGUGCGCCUUUGCUCUCUUUUUCUGUGUGAAAUAUUUAUGUGUAAUAUUUAUUUGCAAGUGCUGCAGGUAACAACCAAGCAACUAAAUUCAUCAUUUCAACUUGUAUCUGGGAGACAUAUGUGUCUAAUUGAGAGGAUGGCUUUUAUAACAGUAUAAUCUGUAUCCAGUUCCUUUUAUAUAUUGACAUAAUAACAGAACUUCACAUAUGCUUUUUAAAGAACCUCCACACUAUGUAGAAAACAGCUUAUAAACAUGUUUUAUCCAAGCAUAAGGUUUAAUUUCAGUUAUGUGGCCCCUUUUUCUCAAAAUGUUCCUAGUAACUACCCAUAUUUUCUUCACCUCUUACUUUGUAACAUAUUUAUUACAUUGCUUUGGUUCCUCCUCUUGUCACAUCCGUGUCUUAUCCAUCACAGUUCUUGUGUCUUUCUUUUUCCUGGUGCUUUUUUUUUCCCAUUGAAAUCACUUAAAGCAUAUUUUGUUUCCCACUUUCUUUUCAUACAUUCUUCACAAAACCGGUAUUCAUUUUGAGGUUUGAGGUUCUCACAUUGGUGACCGAAGAAUACUAUCUUCUGCGAUGUUAAGUUGUAUAGUUCGACAGUUUGCUGUUGUUUUGGAGGAAUGUACUGCUUCCACCUUCAGGAUAAAAGAGUAAGCCAAGCAAGUGACGAGGAGAACUGGGAGAUGGAUGUAGUAUGUUCCUCUAAACCAGUGAUAACCUUGUAUCAGGCUGCAUGGUGCAACAUACCAGAACUGCCAAAAGAUGAUGAAAUUCUAUCACAGAAACUACGUGAAGAAGCACGUGCCAUCUUUCUUCAACGUCUUGGACGACAACUGUUGAACAACAAUGAAUUGAAGGCCUUGUGGGUCCUUCUUGACAAAUACCACAGCCCACCACACUCUGAAGAAGAGCAACUUAUUAAUUAUGAAGAUUUUCUGCACGUUGCAACUCUGGGAGGUCCAAAAUGCAAAAAUUACUUCACUGCUGCAGUAUUCGCAAAACUGCAACAUGGAGAUCCCUAUGGACGUAUCAAUAUCAUGGCCCUUUUCAACUACAUCAUGAGGAAGGUUUGGUACCACCAGACUCGCAUUGGACUCUCAUUGUAUGAUGUUGUAGGACAAGGUUACCUUCGUGAAGUGGACCUUGAAAACUACAUUUUAGAACUGAUUCCCACAUUACCACAACUUGAUGGACUGGAGAAGUCAUUCCACAGUUUCUAUGUAUGUACAGCUGUACGCAAAUUCCUGUUCUUCUUAGACCCACUUCGCACAGGUCGUGUGCGUAUUCAGGAUAUUCUGGCUUGUAGUUUCCUAGACGACCUUCUUGAGUUGCGUGAUGUGGAGCUUCCGAAGGACCUGCAGGACACAAACUGGUUCUCUGCUCCAUCUGCAUUGCGAGUUUAUGGACAGUACCUGAAUCUUGACAAAGAUCACAAUGGCAUGCUUAACAAGGAGGAAUUGGCUGGAUAUGGGACUGGAACUUUGACCAAAGUAUUUAUGGAUCGUGUGUUUCAAGAGUGUCUAACUUACGAUGGUGAAAUGGACUACAAAACAUACCUGGACUUUGUGCUUGCCAUGGAGAAUCGUCAUGAGCCACAGUCUUUACAAUACCUGUUCAGAAUUCUUGACAUCAAUAAUAAAGGCUAUUUGGAUACAUUCUGCCUUAACUACUUCUUCAGGGCAAUUCAAGAACAAAUGACUUUUCAUGGGCAAGAACCAGUUCCAUUUGAAGAUGUCAAGGAUGAAAUAUUUGACAUGGUUAGGCCAGCAGAUCCGUACAGAAUUAUGCUACAGGACUUACUUAAUUGUGGUCAAGGAGAUACAAUGAUAAGCAUCCUUAUAGAUCUGAAUGGUUUCUGGACCUAUGAAAACAGAGAAUCAAUGGCAGCUGACACAAAUGAUGGACCAGCAGAAGUGUGAAAUCCAUGUUAUUACAUAGGUACCUCUUCAUUAAAAUAAGCAUUCAUAUGACAAGUGAGAACUUGAGAGCAAAUCUGUUGUUAAGAACAAGGUAAUUCACAGAAAUCUCACUACAUAGCAGGAUUACUCCCGGGCUUCCUUGAAGCUCAUCCUUACUACUAACUAGAUAGGCUCCUGUGUAUUUAUUCUGGUGAGGUUAAGGUUGGAUAGGUUAUAAAUGACAAAAUUACAUAAAUCAGAAGUUAAGAUUUAGUUCUUUUGUUCUUAUAAUGCUAGAUGAAAAUAUGUAAAGGGAGGAAGACAAAGACAAGAAAAAGGUAAAGUUGUCCCUGUAUUUAAUUAACAAGCACUAUGCCAUGAAGACAUGUGGGGGAGUGGAAGUAUAUCCUGGCCUUGGUACUAGAUGGAGGUUAACCCUUUUACUGCUAGUAUGAUAAGUAACUCUCAGUACCCUCU